Molecule: messenger RNA, 774 nt
Organism: Komagataella phaffii GS115
Lineage: Eukaryota; Fungi; Ascomycota; Pichiomycetes; Pichiales; Pichiaceae
Product: Acidic protein of the mitochondrial matrix involved in oxidative phosphorylation
Exons: 1
Coding region: 1-774 (257 amino acids)
Biological process (GO): cytosolic ribosome assembly
Cellular component (GO): mitochondrial matrix
Source: RefSeq, a predicted model, not a curated record
AUGUCUAUCAGAUUAGUUGGUCGCUCUUUAAGGGUAGUGAACAGAUCUUACCAGAAGCAAUUGUUUGGGCUUUCUAAGCGAGUAGCUUUUGCCACCCUAUUGGCUCGUUCUUUCCAUGCCAAUAGAAUUGUCUUCAACGAGAGCAAGGAGAAGGUGUCAAAUAUUAUUAAGAGUGAAUUAGAAUUUGAGCAAGACGACAGUUUUGGUCUUGAAGAAUACCACCAGAACUACUUGAAGGAGUCCGGAUUCCAGUUAGCCGACGUUGGAGAGAGCAUUCUCAAACAAUUAGUCAAAGAGACUGACUCAGAGGUGAUCAGAGUGUAUUUUGAUGUUGCUCAAGUCACCAAUGAACAAGAGUUGGCCAACCAAAUGGACCCUGAGAUCGAUGAUCAGGAUCCCGAAGAGCUGUUGGAUUUGGGCGGCAUUGUUAGCGUUAACGCUGUUAUAACUAAGAAGGCAGACAACUCUGCUGUUGGCGUCGACCUAUUGCUGUCUUCUCAGACCAAUGAAUUUUCCGUGAACGGAAUCACCUACUUCAAGGACGGCGAACUUGCCAUCACUGAAACUGCUGAGGCUAACAACUUGAGACAACUCAAAUACUCUGGACCUCCUUUUAACAACCUGGCUGAUGAGUUGCAAGAGGCUGUCCAAGGAUACCUCCUAUCCCGUGGCAUUGACACCCAGCUAGGUGAUUUCAUCGUUGCUCUGUCUACAGUCAAGGAGAAUGAGGCUUACCUCAGCUGGUUGUCGGAUUUGAAGAAGUUCUUUUCUUAA